GUUGUGCUUUGGGCAUUUCGUUCAGAGACUGAAACUUUCACAUCAAAAUGUAAAUUUUGGACUCAAUUUUGAGUCAUUUUUUGCCAUGAUUUCGCUAAUUUGUCAACAAAUAUGAACGAAGCUCUUCUUUCCAUUACUACAGCAGUUUUUGUUCACCAGAGAGAAGAAAAAAGAGAGAAAUCCCUUGUGUAGUUUUGGUUCCAGACGUUCUAGCUGAUAUCAGUGGUAUGAUUCGAGGUAUUUAAACCACGAAGAUUAGUGUCAAAUUUAAAGACGUGGAAAUUUAUGUUGAACGCCAUCAACAGUUCGAUAUAUUAACUUUUCAUUACAGUAUACUAACUUUGAGUCUAAUUUACGUGAAAUCCGAAGGAUUGGAGUAUUACAGCUAUGCAAAGUUAAAUAUUACUCAAUACAGCAAGUUGAAUAUUUCAUCUUUGUUUACGUUUUACAAAGAUCUGUACAAGAAGCUCAUCGGCUUUUAGCCGUAUUCUAGUUGCCUUUCCUAGCUUUACUCAUGUCAGAGGAGGUUAUAAAUGAUAUUAAUUCCAAUGGAUCGGACGUACAAAAAAAUUGUACGGACAAAAUGGAUUCUGAUAUAAAAGUCAGUAAAAAAGACCAAAGUUUUGAUGAAAAUAUUGAUCCAACAGAACACAACAAUCUAUCAAAUUGCAAUGAAAUAACCUCCUUGAAAACAGACGAGCAGACCUCGGAGAAAGAACAUGAGUUAAAGAGAGAAUUGAUAAGGAUCAAAGCCGAGUUAAAGGCAAGUUCGGAACGGGAAAAUGAACUCUCGACAAAAUUACAGAAAAUUGAUUUUCAGACCGUCAAAGUUGCUGAAUUGGAAAUCCUGAAUGAGGAGCUACGGGAACAAUUAAACGACUCCUUGAAAGAAUGUGGAUGUUUAAAACGAGAUUUAGAAAAUGUUAUUCAGGAGAAGAAAGAUCUUCAAAUUAAAGUUUCAUCGUCUAAUGAUGAGAACGAUACAAAUUACAAAUUACUUGAGGAAAAAGUAAAAACUUUAGAGACAAAACAUGCCGAUUGUGAGAAAGAAUUAACGGUCACAAAAGAUAAGCUUUAUGCUCAUGAUAUGGCAGCGAAGAAAGCGAUAUCCUCUCUUAAGAAAGAACUGACACUCAGGGUUGAUCAGGUGACCAAAAUGUAUGAAGAUUGUUUACGAGAGCGGGAUGGUUUGACGCAGAAGGUCUCUCAACUUACUGAAGAAAAACAAGAAAUUUCCAAGAUGCAAGAUGCAGUUGAUAAAAAAAUGUUGGAAAUGGCAAAGGAAAAUGAGAAACUACAGCAACUUGUGAAGAAAAUACAGGCAGACUACAAAUCAUGCCAGGCCUCGCUCCUUGACCAGGAGAAAGAAAUCAUUGAAAAACAGAAGGAAGUGGACAAAGUUCAGGAAGACAUCAAUGCACAUGUUGUUAAAGUGAAAUGGGCCCAAAAUAAACUGAAAUCCGAAUUAGAUGCGCAUAAGGAAACAAAAACAAAGUUGACGCAGACUUUGCAGAAACUGAAAGAGGCCAAGGAAGAAGGUGAACAGAUACGAGCAGAUUGCCAAGCAAUGAUAAAACAGUAUCAGGAGUCAGAAGAGAUGAAAUCAAUCUCCCUCGAUCAAGAGUUGAAACAGAAAGAGUCAGAGCUUCAGAAACGUCGGAUUUCCAGCGCAACACAAGACGAGAACAAUAAAAAUCUUUCACAAGAACUCAAUAAGAGGAAAGAAGAAGUUAAGAACUUGACCGAAGAGAAAAACAAUCUGAAUGCUAAGUUAAAAAAUUUGGACGAGAAAGUUGCCAAGUAUGCUCUCGCCAUCUCAACGUAUGAGAAGACGGUGGUGAAUCAGAGGAAAGAGAUUGAUAACCAGAUCACGAAGAUUGAAGAGUUAGAAAAGUUAAGAAGCCUUCUGUUCAAUUCUGAUGAAAGCAAUCAGAAACUGAUAAUGGAAAAAUUGCAGCUUACGGACACAGUUAAUGAACUUCAAUCGGAGAUGGCGGCCGUUCACGCGAAGGAAUCGGAACUGCUCGACUUCAUGGAGAAAAUGACGGCAAAAUGUACUCAAUUACAGUCGACAUUGUCCGUCAUUCAAGCCCAGAACGAAGCAAUGAACAAGGAGAACGAGGAAUUGAAGACAAAAUGCAGCGAUCUCGAGUCGGACAACAAAAGAUUGAGUUCGUCCCUGAAGAGCGAAACUCAAGCCAAACGUGUUCAAGAAUCUGAGCUGCAAGGAAAACUGGAGGAAAAAACGAAAGCAGUGCAAGAAUUGGCGACCAGUUUGGAAGACGUAAAGAAUGAUCUCAAGGUGACGAAGAAGAAAAACGCGGCGCAUUUAAAGGAUAUCACAAGACAACUGCAACAGUCCAAAAGGAAAGUUGAUUCUCUGGAGAAGAACUCAAACUCCAAGGAUCGUCUGGAUAGCGAUUCUCGCACGUCGUCCAGCGGUUCACUUGAUAAAGCUGACAAUGUGACGCCACAUUCGUCCAUGAAUAACACCCAUUAUCCUCCUGCGUCCCCUCCUGCUUAUGGUAUCAACAACGGAGGGGUUUCAUUAUACAACUCGAAUGACCUGAUGUCAACAGAAGUGGAAGUAAAAACGAAAUCGUCUCAUAACAAGAUAAGCAAUCAUGAAUUAGACCACGAGAAAUCUAUCAUGUUGUCCAAAAUAUGUGAACUGCAGAAAGUACACGCGAAGAAAUGCGAAAAACUCGAUUUCUUAACGGAGCAUAAUAACACUUUGGUCGACGAAAUAGCGAAAAAAAAUAAAAUUAUUCAAAAUUACAUGAUGAAGGAGGACAGCGGGCAGCUAACAUCCACCGACUAUGAUGAAAAAAAGGCUAAACUCGCGAAGAAUCGUGGCGUAAUGUCGUCAGUGUAUUCCUCGAAGGCCACCGACUCGACGAUGACCCUUGAACUGUCUCUGGAAAUCAACUCAAAACUACAAGCACUUCUCGAAGACACGAUUCUGAAAAAUAUAACUCUGAAAGAGAGUAUCGAAACGCUGGGAGACGAAGUAGCCAGGUUAAGUACAGCUUUAAGCGUGGAGCGGAGCGAGGGUACAAACAGAUAGCAGAGGAUAUAAUGAUUACUAAAGAAAAGUAUAUAAUUUUAGAUUUAUAGUGUCGUGUGUAGGUAACCAACCCCCUUCCGCUUGUCCCAUGAAGCAUGUAAUUAGCAUUCGAAAUCAUUAAUUAUGCAUGCAAGAUGGCGUCGCAUAAUAAUGAGGAGCGUAGGCAAGAGAUUUUGCGUACAAAGAAAAGCAUAAAAAGCCGCGUUCACUUCCCGCAGGCCAACGCAUUCUCGCUCGUUAUGGACCGAAGACAACGCAAUGCCGAACGCGCCCGGUUGAGUCGAAAAGUUCGUCGAGAACGCGAAUUAAAACUGCAGAGAUUUCACGAAUUUGUGAGGGACAACUAUCCGCAGUUAUUUUCUGAAUUCGAGAAGGUUUUCGAAGCAAAGAAGAAAGAUCUCGUACCGUACCAAUACCCGACGGAAACUUUAGCGGAACUAGAGCAUGGCUGUACAGUUGCAAGUGGUGUUUCCAACGAUUACCCUGUCGCUGGCGAGCCAAAAUAUGGAAUCAAGCUGGAUGAUGGGACAGUAUUACACAACGUUGGGUAUAUUACGUUCGAGCAACCGAAAGAACAGUCGUCGCCAGAUGACCAACAGGGUGUCAUAACCUUAGCUGGUUGCAAAGAGGCGCCAAAAACAGAAAGCAGUCGGGUUAUCGAAAUUCUCGAUGACUGAACGGCGGACCACGAAGAAGUGGAAGAUGUCGUGUGCAAUGGUAUCAUCGCUUACGUCGAAUUCACACGAGAGGUCGGAGAGGACAAUCUAUAAUCAAAAAAGUUAGUUAAUUGAACGUGUAUCUGUAUUGAUACGGUUCAUCGGCUUUUGACUGUCAUGCACUUAUUGCUUUUUAAGU
Dendronephthya gigantea is the source of this 3922-nucleotide messenger RNA. RefSeq names its product coiled-coil domain-containing protein 186-like. Gene Ontology annotation, molecular function: small GTPase binding. The record is from RefSeq and is a predicted model, not a curated record. NCBI's taxonomy places the organism in Eukaryota, Metazoa, Cnidaria, Anthozoa, Malacalcyonacea, Nephtheidae. The transcript has 18 exons. Gene Ontology annotation, cellular component: trans-Golgi network. The coding region runs from base 515 to 3067 and encodes 850 amino acids. Gene Ontology annotation, biological process: vesicle cytoskeletal trafficking.